Racocetra persica is the source of this 164-nucleotide messenger RNA. Lineage: Eukaryota; Fungi; Glomeromycota; Glomeromycetes; Diversisporales; Gigasporaceae. The record is from the annotation of a GenBank genome assembly.
UUCUAACAGGAAUCGCCACACAGAACAUCAGUAGAUCAAUGAUUCAUUCUGCACUACGAAUCAUCACUGACGAAUGGGGAUUUCGAACUUUUGCAUUCCACAAUCAAGAACUAAAUAAUUUUCUUCUCCAAAUCGAUACUCUUAUUAUUGACAAAAUUUCUAUG